UUAGUUUCUUGAAGUUCGAUUAAGAACUAAGAAGACACAAAAGAGUGGAAAAAGGCAAGAGUGUGUGAGACCAAAAGAGGGUAAAAGCCGUUUAGAGUGAAAACACGAGUGUAAGUGUAUUAAUUCUUGAGUGAAACACGUGAGGGAGUGCUUGUGAGGAUUCUAACCUUGUUUUGCAGAUUCUAAACAUGUCCAAUAAUCAAGAAGAAGACACAACCGAAGAAUUUCGACAACCCGCAGCUUCGAACCUCCAAAUGCAAGCGUUGUUAGGGGAGAUGAGGCGUAUGUUGAGGGCUGAAUUAGAACCUAUUCACGAGAGGUUGGACAGGGUAGAAGCAGAAACUCCUAGGGGACAGCAACAAGACAAUCCCAAUAGGCAACAAGGUGGGCGUGUUCCGUGGCGGAAUGUUGAGGAAGAGGCGGAGUUGGAGGAAUUUGAUGAGCCAUAUUUGAACCGAGGCAGGUUUGAGCGUGGGUAUGGGAAUAGAGAAGCUAGGAUGGGUAGGCCUAGGAGGGAUAAUGAUUUAGGAAACAUAAAGAUUAAAAUCCCGUCUUUUCAAGGUAAAAAUGAUCCUGAAGCUUAUUUGGAGUGGGAAACUAAAAUGGAGAUGGUGUUUGAUUGUCACAACUACUCGGAGAUAAAGAAGGUUAAGUUGGCUGCAAUUGAAUUCACAGAUUAUGCCAUUGUUUGGUGGGAUCAAUUACUGAUUAAUAGGAGGAGAAAUAGAGAGCCACCCGUGGACACUUGGGAGGAGAUGAAAAUGCUUAUGAGGAGGCGUUUUGUACCCAACCAUUAUUAUAGGGGAUUGUAUCAAAAGUUGCAGAGGUUAACUCAAGGUUCCAAGAGUGUGGAUGAGUAUUACAAGGAGAUGGAGGUAGCAAUGAUCCGGGCUAAUGUAGAAGAGGACCGAGAAGCCACCAUGGCUAGGUUUUUGCACGGUUUAAAUCGUGAGAUUGCAGAUAUAGUCGAGUUGCAGCACUAUGUUGAGUUAACAGAUAUGGUGCAUCAAGCCAUAAAAGUGGAGGAACAAUUCAAACGAAAGGGAUUGGCUAGGAGGGGACAACCUAUGGCUACCACCAGCCCAUGGAAGACAGCUCCAAAAAGGGACGAGCAGCUUCAAAAUAAGCAAAAAUUUGAACCCUCUAAGAAUGCCAAACCAACAACCACCACUACUUCAGGUAACACCGAGGCUUCUAUUUCUAAAACACGUGAUAUUAAGUGUUUUAAAUGUCAGGGGCGGGGACACAUAGCCAGCCAGUGUGUAAACAAAAGGGUGAUGGUGAUAAACGCCCAAGGAGAGCUUGAGUCGGAGAAUGAGGAAGAAGUAGAUGAUGAUGACAUGCCACCUUUGGAGGAUGCCGAUGAUGAGCAAAAUGCUGUGGUUGGAGAUUUAUUGGUAGCAAGGCGAGUUCUCAAUGUGCAAGUUAAGGAGGAAGAAAGUAACCAAAGGGAAAACUUGUUUCAUACUCGGUGCUUUGUAAAUAACAAAGUUUGCAGCGUCAUUAUUGAUGGUGGGAGUUGCACAAACGUAGCCAGCACUUAUUUGGUGGAGAAAUUGGCCUUAACCACCUUGAAACAUCCUCACCCUUACCGGCUUCAGUGGCUGAAUGAAUGUGGCGAAAUCAAGGUGACAAGGCAAGUGUUGGUGGCAUUAUCCAUUGGCAAAUAUGAGGAUGAGGUGCUUUGUGAUGUGGUUCCUAUGCAUGCAUGCCAUUUAUUGUUGGGAAGACCAUGGCAGUAUGAUCGGAGGGUUACGCAUGAUGGAUUCACAAAUAGGUAUUCUUUCACUCUUAAAAGGCAACCCAUUACUCUUGUGCCAUUAACUCCAAAACAGGUCAUGGAGGACCAACUAAAGUUACAAAGAUCAAAUGAAAAGAAAAAAGAAAAAGAAAGGAAGGCCGAAAGUGGAAAAAAAGAGUUGAAAAAAAAAGAAAGAGAGAAAAACAUUGAUCAGAGUGAAAAAGAAAGAGAGAGGAUUUCGGCCAUAGUGAGAGCAAGAGAGGAAAAAUUCAGUUACAUUGCAAAAAAAAGUGAGAUCAAGAGAGCAUUAUUUUCACACCAGCCCCUUAUUGUACUCAUGUACAAGGAGGCUCUUUUAUGUACUAAUGAUCUCGUCGGUACUUUGCCGAGCAAUAUUGUUUCUCUUUUGCAGAAGUUUGAAGAUGUCUUUCCCGAAGAGGUACCUAGUGGCUUACCUCCAAUCCGAGGGAUUGAACAUCAAAUUGAUUUCAUACCCGGUGCAUCAAUUCCUAACCAACCUGCUUAUAGGAGCAAUCCUGAGGAGACCAAGGAACUUCAGAGGCAAGUAGGUGAAUUAUUGGAGAAGGGGUAUGUGCGUGAAAGCAUGAGUCCUUGUGCGGUCCCGGUGCUAUUAGUUCCUAAGAAGGAUGGAACAUGGAGAAUGUGUGUUGACUGCCGGGCCAUCAACAACAUAACGGUAAAGUAUCGUCAUCCUAUUCCUAGGUUAGAUGAUAUGCUGGAUGAAUUGCAUGGUUCUUGUGUCUUUACAAAAAUUGAUCUUAAGAGUGGAUAUCAUCAAAUUAGGAUGAAGGAAGGUGAUGAAUGGAAAACUGCUUUUAAAACUAAAUAUGGUUUGUAUGAAUGGUUAGUGAUGCCUUUCGGCUUAACUAAUGCGCCAAGCACAUUUAUGCGUUUGAUGAACCAUGUUUUGCGUGCAUUUAUUGGCAGAUUUGUAGUUGUGUAUUUUGAUGAUAUCCUAAUUUAUAGCAAAAACUUGGAAGAACAUGUGAUGCAUUUAAAAUCUGUUUUGGAAAUCUUGAGGAAAGAAAAGUUGUUUGCUAAUCUCAAGAAGUGCACCUUUUGCACGAAUAAGCUUGUGUUUCUUGGUUUUGUUGUUAGUAAGAGAGGAAUUGGGGUGGACGAGGAAAAGGUGAAGGCAAUCCAAGAGUGGCCAACGCCUACAACAAUCAGCCAAGUGAGGAGUUUCCACGGCUUAGCUAGCUUCUAUAGACGGUUUGUGCGUGAUUUUAGUAGCUUAGCCGCCCCUCUUACUGAAGUCAUCAAGAAAAAUGUGCCGUUUAAGUGGGGAAAAGAACAAGAAAAUGCAUUUAAUCUGAUCAAAGAAAAGUUAACUAAUACACCUUUGCUUGUUUUACCUAACUUUGCUAAAACUUUUGAAAUUGAGUGUGAUGCUUCAGGAAUAGGUAUUGGAGCUGUUUUGAUGCAAGGUGGUCAUCCAGUUGCUUAUUUCAGUGAAAAGUUGAGUGGGGCAGCCCUAAAUUACCCCACUUAUGAUAAGGAAAUGUAUGCCUUGGUAAGGGCUUUGGAAAAUUGGCAGCACUAUCUAUGGCCAAAGGAAUUUGUGAUUCACACAGAUCAUGAAUCUUUGAAGCAUUUGAAAGGACAGCAAAGGUUGAACAAACGCCAUGCCAAGUGGGUGGAAUUCAUUGAAACAUUUCCUUAUGUGAUCAGAUACAAGCAAGGUAAGGAAAAUGUGGUGGCUGAUGCAUUGUCCCGAAGGUAUGCUUUACUUUCCAUUUUAGAUACAAAAUUGCUUGGCUUUGAAUAUAUUAAGGAUUUGUAUGCACAAGAUUCUGAUUUUGCUGAUGUGUUCAAUGCAUGUGAAAAAGUGGCGUUUGAUAAGUUUUAUAGGCAAGAUGGAUUUUUGUUUCGGGAAAAUAAACUGUGUGUGCCUAUGUGUUCUUUGCGUGAAUUGCUUGUGAGAGAAGCUCAUGGUGGUGGUUUGAUGGGUCAUUUUGGUGUAGCUAAGACUUUAGGAAUUUUGCAUGAUCAUUUUUUUUGGCCUCAUAUGAAACGUGAUGUGGAAAGAAUCUGUGAGAAGUGUAUCACGUGUAAACAUGCUAAGUCUAAGUUGAAACCCCAUGGUUUGUACACCCCUUUGCCAAUACCUAGUGAACCUUGGACUGAUAUUUCUAUGGAUUUUGUUUUAGGUUUACCUAGGACUAAGAGGGGGAGAGAUUCAAUUUUUGUGGUGGUAGAUAGAUUUUCCAAGAUGGCACACUUCAUUGCUUGUCAUAAAACUGAUGAUGCAUCACAUAUAGCUGAUUUGUUCUUCAAAGAAAUUGUUAAGUUACAUGGCAUGCCUAGGACCAUUGUUUCUGAUAGGGAUGCAAAGUUUUUGAGUUACUUUUGGAAGACUUUGUGGGGAAAGUUGGGAACCAAAUUGUUGUUUUCUACUGCUUGUCAUCCACAAACGGAUGGUCAAACUGAAGUAGUAAAUAGAACUUUGUCUUCUUUGUUGCGUGCUAUCAUUAAAAAGAAUUUGAAAACAUGGGAAGAUUGUUUGCCACAUGUUGAAUUUGCUUACAAUAGAAGUAUACAUUCUGCAACUAAGUUUUCACCAUUUGAAAUUGUUUAUGGCUUUAACCCAUUGUCACCUUUGGAUUUAACUCCUUUACCUUUGAGUGAACGUGUGAACUUAGAUGGCAAAAAGAAGGCAGAAUUUGUAAAGAUGAUUCAUGAAAAGGCACGGCUGAACAUUGAAAGGAGGACUCAACAAUAUGUCCAUCAAGCCAACAAGGGACGCAAGAAGGUAGUAUUUGAACCAGGAGAUUGGGUUUGGUUACACUUAAGGAAGGAACGUUUUCCAGAGAAACGGCGUUCAAAACUCCUACCUCGGGGUGACGGACCAUUCCAAGUAGUGGAGCGCAUCAAUGAUAAUGCCUACAACCUUGACUUACCGAGUGAGUAUGGUGUUAGUGCAAGCUUUAAUGUUGCUGAUUUGUCUCCAUUUGAUGUAGGUGAUGAUUUGAGGACAAAUCCUUCUCAAGAGGGGGAGAAUGAUGGAAACCAAGGAGCUGGACAUGCUGAUCAUACACAUGGGAAUGGGGCUGAAGUUGUGCAAGACCCUUUGUCACUUCCUAGUGGCCCAAUUACAAGACUUAGAGCCAAACGUUUCAAGGAAGCACUAAAUGGGCUAAUCCAAGAGAAUUGGGCUGAUUCUAAAAAGACCAAGAUGGGCUCAAAUAAUAAUCAAGGCUUAGUCCAUGUCAAUUUCAGUACACUAGCUGCACCACUCACUGAAAUUGUUAAAAAAUCCAUGGGUUUUAAAUGGGGUAGUGAGCAAGAUCGUGCAUUUAUUAAGAUUAAAGAAAGGUUAGGUGGUGCUCCUUUAUUAGCAUUACCUGAUUUUUCUAAAACUUUUGAGAUUGAGUGUGAUGCCUCAGAAAUAGGUAUUGGAGCUAUUUUGAUGCAGGAGAAGCGGCUAAUAGCCUAUUUUAGUGAAAAGCUAAAUGGGACAGCUUUGAACUACCCGACAUAUGACAAUGAGCUUUAUGCAUUGGUUUUGGUGCAUAUGAGAAAGGAAAGAUUUUUAGCCCGUAGUCGGUCCAAGCUACAUCCUAGAGGGAAUGGUCCAUUUCAAGUCCUUGAGAGAAUCAAUGAUAAUGCUUACAAGUUGGAUCUCCAGGUGACGAUUUGA
Alnus glutinosa is the source of this 5402-nucleotide messenger RNA. RefSeq lists its product as uncharacterized. Bases 189 to 5402 code for a protein of 1737 amino acids. Gene Ontology annotation, molecular function: nucleic acid binding; zinc ion binding. The record is from RefSeq and is a predicted model, not a curated record. The transcript has 4 exons. NCBI's taxonomy places the organism in Eukaryota, Viridiplantae, Streptophyta, Magnoliopsida, Fagales, Betulaceae. Gene Ontology annotation, biological process: DNA integration.